Molecule: messenger RNA, 1448 nt
Organism: Carassius carassius (crucian carp)
Lineage: Eukaryota; Metazoa; Chordata; Actinopteri; Cypriniformes; Cyprinidae
Gene: cd79b
Product: CD79b molecule, immunoglobulin-associated beta
Exons: 5
Coding region: 126-752 (208 amino acids)
Biological process (GO): B cell receptor signaling pathway; B cell differentiation
Cellular component (GO): B cell receptor complex; external side of plasma membrane
Source: RefSeq, a predicted model, not a curated record
GCAUCAUUGCAGCUUCACGACCUGCACCCUUCACUCUGGUGGAGCUGUCUUCCUUCUGUUCUGUAUAUGUGACCUGCACUGACUUCUACGCUUUCUUGGAGAGGUGUAUUUGAGGAUCAAGAAUCAUGCAUUAUUUCCUGCUGGGAUCUUCAGUCAUGGCACUAAUUUACCUCUCAGCUGAAGAAAAAGUCCACGUGUUCCAGAAGCCACGAUUUGUUGGUGUGAAGACCGGUCGGACUGUGACAAUGUACUGUGUGCCAUCUAAUCCAACUUUGUCGAUUCAUGUAGAGUGGUACAAAGGCCAGACUUACAAAAACCAACUCAAGAACAGCCACAAAAUUAAGAUAACAGAGAAGAGUGAUAAAGUAAAUGCCUCCAUUACCAUAAAGAAAGUGGAGAUUGAGGACAAUGGCACUUACUUUUGCAAGCUGAACAGUACGCAUGGACCGGGAACUGAGCUCCAAGUUUCCAGAUACAGUGAUCCCAAGACUAUCUUGAGGAGAUCGAGAGUCAAGGAUGUUAUCAUUUUCCUUCAGGCUAUACUCCUGAUUUCGUGUAUCGUCGUUCCUCUGGUUCAGAUUUACAAACUGGAGCAGAAAGAAGAUGUGAUUUACGAAGAGCCUGAGGAUGAUCACAUAUAUGAGGGGUUGGAGGUUGAGCGGUGUGGUGGUGCAGAUCUGUAUGAGGACAUCACUGCUUAUGCCCGGGACACAGAAGCAGCAUGGGAAGUCGAGCCCGCAGACCAAGAGUGAGAAAAACACAUCCAUGAGAUCCACUGAUCAGCAGAUAUCAACACCAGACACAAAUGUCUGUGAUUACAUCCAAUCCACUAUCAGUUUUUGCUGUAUAGGGCACAUGCAUGCAGACUGAUGUCACUGUGUGUGGAUACAGUAAAUGCUUAUAAAACAUUUUUUAAUAAUGCUAUUUUUAACCCUGCUUGAAUUUUUGUAGAGGUUGACAUACAACAAUAACAAUCAUCUAUAGACAUUGUAAUACAUUUAACUUAUGUUUGCUUGUUUGUUUUCUUUAUUCCAUUUUGUAUUGUAGUUCAUAUUCCCUUUACUGUACAGUGUGUUAUGUGGUAGUUUUUUUUAGAGUGUGUUUGUUGUAUGAAUGCACCAGCUCUGCAGAUCAUUCAUGAAAAGGUGCUCUCUAUCUGGUAAUUAAAAUACUAGUUGUGAGGAACUGCUCAAAGCUUAAGGGAACUUUCACUUCAUAUCUGUUAAAAUAAGCAUGUGAAAAGCAGGUGUUUUCCGCAGAGAAGCUUUUUUGGUAAAUGUUUGGUAUAUUCUCUUUGCAUUCAAUCGGAUCGUACACCACAAGUCUGAUGAUCGCCAUUGAUUUGAUAGACCAUCUGCAAAGAACACCUGAACGUCUGUACAAGGCUUUAACUUUGUCACUGCAGCAAAUUUGCUGUUUGAUUAGUAAAAUACUGCAAAAUCCUAAAU